Triticum aestivum (bread wheat) is the source of this 1714-nucleotide messenger RNA. RefSeq lists its product as uncharacterized. The record is from RefSeq and is a predicted model, not a curated record. The transcript is spliced from 2 exons. Bases 289 to 1452 code for a protein of 387 amino acids. Lineage: Eukaryota; Viridiplantae; Streptophyta; Magnoliopsida; Poales; Poaceae.
GAAGACGACAGGUCUGACCUAGCUCCCGUCCCAGCCGCCACCAACUGCCCCCUCGUCGCCUCCCCCUCCCCUUCCCCCUCUCACCACCCACUGAACAAGCAGCUUAUUCACCGCGGCUUGUUUGUCGAUCCUCAGGCUCGCUCGCAAGAUGAAGCGGCUGUAUGUGAAUCUGGUGACGCGGAAUUGGGAGAGUGGGAUUUAUGCACUGCGCCGCCUCAAUCCCGAUGUGCACCUCUUCUACCAGUCAAGAAAUGACGCAAAAGAAGUACUCCCUCCGUUCCAAAAUAGAUGACCCAAUUUUGUACAAAGUUAGUACAAAGUUGGGUCAUCUAUUUUGGAACGGAGGGAGUAGCAGAGAUCAACACGAUGGAUUCUGCAGCAGAUGAUAGCAUCAAGAUGAAAUCAGCAGCAGAUGCGAACAACAAGACCAAGAGAUCCAGUCCAAGGAUGCAUAGCCUGCGGCAGCUGCCUAAACCAAUCGCCAAAUUCGAUCCGUCACCGUCCGGCCUGUGGAUCAAUGACGGCCUGGAGUGGUUCGAGCUCCUGGGCCCCCGCCGCAGCGAAAGCAGGGUCGUCAACGCCAACGUGGCCGGCGACACCGUGCUAUACGACGCCGACGAGGGCAUCAUCCUCAACUUGCCUUCGCUCCACGAGCCCAAGGGAACCAACCCCGUCUGCCUCUCAAUCACCCACCCCGACGCUGAGGAAGACGCUCUCUAUGUCAUGGACCGCUAUCCCGGCCGGGCCCUUGCGCGGCGUAACACUGGCGGUCCUGGCAUGCACUCCUGCUUCGAGGUGCUCGAGUGCAGGCCCAGCUCCAGAUUUCUGGACGACAGCAUGAAGGGGUGGGGUUGGCGGCCUCUCCCGCCGCCGCCCUUCAUCUACGAGCAUGGGUAUGAACCCACCAGGAUCAUGUCCUACACAGUUGUUGGCGAUGGAACUACCUUGUGCAUCUCGUCAGAUAGGAAUGGCAUCGGGACCUACUGCUUUGACACAGUGCGCGCCGAUGAUACCCACCGCUUAGGGUGGGAUUACCGGGAUGAAUGGAGGCACGUUGGGAAUUGGGCGCUGCCCUUCUACGACAAAGCAGAGUAUGUCCCUGAAUUCAAGCUAUGGUUUGGCUUCAGUCCCCCCAGGCCAAACCACCUGUGCGCCGUUGACCUGUCCACCAUGGACCAUGGCCAACCGCCCAUUGUGCAUCAUGUUUGGGAAGAUCUUGAUCAGCCUGAGGAAGAGGACUGGGUACCAACGCAUUUCAGGAUACUGAACCUUGGCUCUGGCAAGUUUUGUGUUGCUAAAAUCAUUAGCGCAGGGGCAACUGGCAUGAAAUUUUCGGUGCUCACUGGCAUCGAGAUGGUGCACGACAAAGAUGAUCAGAGCCUCCGGAUGUUCAAGCACAAGAGUAAACGCUACAUGUUCAGCACGCCAGAUGUAAUCCACUGGGUUAUCUGAAUAAUCUUGCAUGGUGUGCCAUGUUCACUGCCCUAUGGAUGGUGUGUGGCAAUGCUGGCCUGAGCCUUCCGAUCCCCAAGCACACGUUGCAUCAUUCACUAGGUGCAUUGAAUAAUCUAUUAGUACUACUUUUGUUAUGCAUUCCGUUUUAUUAUGCAUGCUUCUAGUCUAUUUCCUGUUUGUAAGAUAUUAUUUGGACAAUGCCAUUAGCCUGCUUGUUUAUGCCAAGUGGGGGGAUUUUCUGAAUCUACACAUGUUACUA